CGCCUUUCUUUUUGAGGGAGACGCGGUUGCGGGUGCAGGGGAGGUGUGUUCCGUUCGCCUCUCCUCCUGACUCACCGCUGUUCGCUCUCGUCGAGGAACAAGUCGGUCAGGAAGCCGCACCUUAGCCAUGGCUUUUAAAGAUACUGGGAAAACCCCCGUGGAGCCGGAGGUGGCGAUUCACCGAAUCCGAAUCACCCUCACCAGCCGCAACGUGAAGUCUUUGGAGAAGGUGUGUGCUGACUUGAUCAGAGGCGCCAAGGAAAAGAACCUCAAAGUGAAAGGACCGGUCCGCAUGCCGACCAAGACUUUGAGAAUUACUACAAGAAAGACACCUUGUGGUGAAGGGUCUAAGACGUGGGACCGGUUCCAGAUGAGAAUCCACAAGCGACUCAUUGACUUGCACAGCCCUUCUGAAAUUGUUAAACAGAUUACUUCCAUCAGUAUUGAGCCAGGAGUGGAGGUCGAAGUCACCAUUGCAGAUGCCUAAGUCAACUAUUUUAAUAAGUUUAAUAAACUGACUUGUAAUUGUUAA
This is a messenger RNA of Castor canadensis (American beaver), 532 nucleotides long. It is a transcript of the gene Rps20, whose product is annotated as ribosomal protein S20. NCBI's taxonomy places the organism in Eukaryota, Metazoa, Chordata, Mammalia, Rodentia, Castoridae. The record is from RefSeq and is a predicted model, not a curated record. Gene Ontology annotation, cellular component: small ribosomal subunit; ribosome. Gene Ontology annotation, biological process: translation. Gene Ontology annotation, molecular function: structural constituent of ribosome; RNA binding.